Planococcus citri (citrus mealybug) is the source of this 11865-nucleotide messenger RNA. It is a transcript of the gene Wnk, whose product is annotated as Wnk kinase. Gene Ontology annotation, biological process: monoatomic ion homeostasis; protein phosphorylation; intracellular signal transduction. The coding region runs from base 318 to 9002 and encodes 2894 amino acids. The record is from RefSeq and is a predicted model, not a curated record. NCBI's taxonomy places the organism in Eukaryota, Metazoa, Arthropoda, Insecta, Hemiptera, Pseudococcidae. Gene Ontology annotation, cellular component: cytoplasm. The transcript is spliced from 29 exons. Gene Ontology annotation, molecular function: potassium channel inhibitor activity; protein serine/threonine kinase activity; ATP binding.
CGUUCAUUCUGAAUGCAACCUUAUCGCCUCGUAAAGUUUUUGUGUUUGGGUUGUAUUGAGAUAUUGAGUCAUAUUUUGAUACUUCAAUUUCUAUAAUAAAAUUUCCUUGAAGUAAAAAACAUGUUUUUAAUGUAAAUUUCGGUCGAGUUGUUCAUCCAUGUUAAUUAGUUCGCUCAAUACUUUGAGGCUUUUCUCACGAACAAUAGAUCGAUAGUACGACGAAUCUGUUUAAACUUCUCCCGACGAUUUGUUGUUUCGUGAUUGGUUAUUUAAAAGAGUUAUGAUAUUGAACGUGAAACAUUUGCUCAUCUCAUGAAAUGAGCAAUAAAUACAAACCAGCACAAAAAAAGAAUGUAAAUAAUCCAUUGGUCAAAGGUUCAAGUAAAUCUCGCUCGGAGUAUUCGGAAGAUACCAGUGUUAAUAAAAUCACCAAACCAUUUACAUCUACUAAAAUUGCGGACUUGGAGAACGGGAAUUACGUACACAAUAAGACUGAUAGGUUAAGAUCGUUACAAUAUGGCAAUCAAAACUCGUGCAAUAAUCCCGCCAAUAAAAAUACAUCGUUUUGUAGAAGUACCGAUGAUGAGUAUCCAGAAAGAAGAAAACGUACGCCGGUUAGUACGGGAUUAAGCGAUAGUUUUCCUUCGUGCUGUUACAAUAAUUCAGAUACCAAAACGGGGACAGGGAAUUCGGUUUUUGGACGUUUUUAUGCGGACGAUAAAAAGAAUAGCUCGACCAGCAGCGGUAGCAGUGGUACAUCUUUGAAGCGAGUCUCCCGAACGACUCUACGUUCGUAUUCGACUUCGGAAAGCUCGACAGGCGGCUACCAUCAGCAACGUCAUCAUCAACAACAAUAUGAAAAAAGCAAACAACAGAUUUUCCAAUCGACUCGACACUCUAGCUUACAAAGAUCAUUCGAUACGGACAACUUGCGUCGACAAACGUCGUCCUUACGAAGUAACAUCGUCGGAAUCAGCUCCUCGAAACAAAGUAGUUCUCCGCUACGUGGUAGUCCGGUUCGCGAAACAGUCGCUCGACGUGUACCGUCGCGUAAAUCGCCAACGAAUCUGUCCUCCGGUUGCGCUUUAAAUCAAACUAAUCUCGCUUCUUCGUCUAGUAUUAUUAAUAAAUUUAACAAUAAUAGUUCGUCGUCGUCGUUGUCGCCCAACGCCGCGAAUACUUCUGGUUCGAAUAAAGUCUCGAGACCAAUGUCCGAUGCGAAUAGUUCCGGCGAUAAAUACGAUUCGACUGAUAGCGGAGACGGUUCGGUCAUCAGAGGUGCUUUAGAUGCGGUUGCGUUGGCCGAAGACGAAGACUCGUCAUCGGUCGAAAUACUCCCCGAGCCGGAGUCGUCGGACAGGUAUCCGGCCUCUUCGUCGUCCAGUUCGCCUACGUUGACCGGUACCAGGACUUCGGCUCCUGUUACCAUUCCGGCUGUGAUCACUACUACUCCUGAUAACGUCGUCGCCGAACCUGAAACCGAACCUCCGUCUGAUCAGAGUACGUCCGCAGCUGAUCCCAAAAUGCCUGCUUUGCAUGCGAGACUCGCCAGCGAAGACGAUGAUGAAGAUAAGGAGAAGGCUAUUGGAGUAUCUCCCGAUGGAAGGUAUUUGAAAUUCGACGAAGAAAUCGGACGUGGGAGUUUCAAAACCGUGUAUCGUGGACUAGAUACGGAAACUGGCGUUUCAGUGGCAUGGUGCGAAUUACAGGAAAAUAAAUUGAAUAAGGCUGAAAGACAACGAUUUCGAGAAGAAGCCGAAAUGUUGAAAAGACUACAACAUUCGAAUAUCGUACGAUUUUACGAUUACUGGGAAGUUACCAAUACUAAACGAAAGUAUAUAGUUUUAGUCACCGAACUUAUGACUUCGGGAACGUUAAAGUCAUAUCUACGACGAUUUAAGAAAAUGAAUACGAAAAUAUUGAAGUCGUGGUGUCGACAGAUUUUAAAAGGUUUAAGUUUCUUACAUUCCCGCAAUCCGCCGAUUAUUCAUAGGGAUUUGAAAUGCGAUAAUAUUUUCAUUACUGGAACAUCGGGAUGCGUGAAAAUCGGCGAUUUAGGUUUAGCUACGUUGAAGAAUCGAUCUUUCGCUAAAUCGGUUAUAGGAACCCCCGAAUUCAUGGCACCUGAAAUGUACGACGAACAGUAUGACGAAAAAGUUGACGUGUACGCGUUUGGUAUGUGUAUGUUAGAAAUGAUUACAUCCGAAUAUCCAUAUACGGAGUGCAAAGGUCCGGCUCAGAUUUACAAGAAAGUUGUCAACGGUAUUAAACCGAUGAAUUAUCAUAAAGUUGACAAUUCCGAAGUAAGAGACGUUAUCGAUUUAUGUAUACAAUUGAAAAAAGAAAACCGUCCUACCAUUAAGGAGCUCUUAGAUCACGAAUUUUUUGUCGAAGAAUUAGGCCUGAAGUUGGAAAUCGUGGAACGAGAAGAAAGCGUGGCUUCUAAUUCGACCAAAAUCCUUUUCCGAUUACGAGUUAUUGAUACUAAUAAGAGGACGAAAAAAUAUAAAGAAAAUGAAGCUGUUCAGUUCGAAUACGAUUUGAAUGUCGAUAAUGCUAAGGAAAUCGCUGCUGAUAUGGCGAAUUCGGGCCAUAUUUUCGAAGAUGAUGUACGUUUUGUAGUUCAAAUGAUGAAUUCGCGAAUCAAUAGCUACGUUCGCGAUUGCAAAGCUAUGCAGUUGACCAAGUUGAUGGCCAUGACUCAUGUACCUCCGCCGGUUCAUACUGCAGAAGAAAUUUCCAACUUAGAUACGAUGGCGAAUUUAUCAUUAGACCAGCAAAACGCAUUACCUCCGAAUUACGGCUACAAUGGCGAACUGGAGCUCGCUCAGUCGCAGAUGAACGCCAUGAUUCAGCAAUCGUUUGUUGCCUACCAGCCUCAGCUAGCUGCCGCAGCGGUUCAAGAUAUUCAGCAGCAAAUACAGCAAACUCAACAACAACAGCAGCAACAGCCACUCUACCCGAAUGCUGAUGCUCAACUCGCUUAUCAAGUCGAAAUGUCCGAGCAGAUAGCUUUAGCUCAGUUCGAUUACAUCCAACAGCAACAACAACAACAACAACAGCAGCAGCAGCAGCAACAACAACAACAGUUGCAACAACAAGUAGCAGCAGCAGCCGCCGCUCAGCAAAUGCAACAGAUGCAACAACAACAGCAACAGCAGUCUGCAGCCGUCCAGCAAAUACAGCAGGCCGCUGCUGCCCAAAUGAAUGUAGUUGGUGGCGGCGCAGGCGAUUUAUCGUCUUCACCGCAGCAGCAGCAGCAGCAACAACAGAAUACAAUGCAACCGCAAAUGCAACAGUACCAGUCUUUCAAUGUACAACCUCCUCCUAGUCAAUAUACGGUCUCUGAUACGCAGUAUUUUCACAAUAAUGGCGAAAAUGGAGGUGGAAUGCCUCUCCCGGCACAAGCCGGUGUCCAGUAUUCGACCGAUGGUUCGCAGAUACCGACUACGAAUGGUACCGUUAUCGCGAAUCAGUACACGAAUGAACAGGUCGACGUCCCCAGUCAGCACCUGCUUCAUCAAAAAGAUGACUUUCAAUUACAGUCCAGAUCGAGCGGAGGUCGUUCGUAUUCGUCACAAGCUGACAUUCAGAGUCAACAAAACAUGGGCCAAAAUCAACAACUGGACUAUAGUCAAUCAUACUCACAGACUGCUCAGUUUCAGCCCCAGCAGCAAUAUCCUGCAAAUGGUGAUCGAACUCAGCAACCGCAGCAUCAACUGCAACAAUUAGAUUCUAGUCAAAAUACUUACCAGUCACAGCAGCAGCAGCAACCCCCUACAAAUGAGACAACUCAACAGGCAGAUAUGCAAAUGUCUGCAUCCAAUUUUCAACAAACGACUGCGUCGUUUAUAUCCCAACAACAACAACAGCAGCAGCAACAGCCGAACCAAAUCCAACAACAAUCGCAGUUGGAAUAUUUGCAGAAUCAGCCAUUUACCGGAGCCGAGAUGCCUCCUACAUCGAUGCCUUUUUACCCACUGGUUAAAAAUCCAGAUGUACCUCUCGGUUAUGCAGUCCAAUUCCCCGGCCAGGAAAAUCUGGCUCAAGCAUACGUUACGGAUGGCCAGCCCAAAGAGAAUCAGCAACAAUACGUGCCGGUAUCUUUACCACAGUACGGUAAUUUCGUCGCUGCUGCUCCAAAUCUGCGCGAGUUCGCCGAAGUUUUCCAACAAUCUGCGAAUAUUCCAACCAGUCAGAGUGAUUUCACGAGGCUGCAGCAACUCUACACCCUCCAGCAACAGUAUCUGAAUAAGUUGCCUCCGUCUCAGCAGAAUCUGCCUUAUCAGCAGCCUCCUCCUGCGGCUGCCGCGCAAAUAAUGCAACAGUUCCAACCUAUGAACGCUCAACAACCUUUUCAGCAACAAUUCUUACGGCAGCCUCCGCCGAAUAUGUUGAAUCAGCAAGGUCAAAUGGUUCAAGGGCUCUUGCAACAGCAGCAAAUCGAUCCUCAGACGAUGGCCGCUGUUUCCAAAGAGCCUAUCAAUAUGCAGUAUUAUAAGAUGCAUUCGCAAAGCCUGGAUAUACCUGCGACUCAAAUGCCCGCCUAUUCGAUGGCCUCGCAGCAGACCGUAGAUGAUUCGAAAUACUCGCAAAAUGGCGCCACGUCUCGUACGCAGCAAGAUGUAAUGCAAAAUCAAUCGUACGCUAAACCACCGUCGACGUCGUAUGGCGAAACGCUGUCAUCGUCGCAAUUCAAGAAUACCACCGAUAUGAGCCAAAUACUUUCACAAAUCCCACCCGACUUAGCUGCAACAUUUCAAGCUUUCUUGAACGCUCAGUAUAAUCAAGCCCUAGCAUCCGGUGCCUCGGUGCCGGGAAUUCAAUCGUAUUGCGCCGUUCCUCCGCAGCAGCAGCAGCCACAGCAACAACAACAGCAACAAAACAUGUACGGGAAUUUACCACCGCCUCAGGCGCCAUCCGCGUCGAAUCAGAUGACUGCUAAAUUAGAAGAAAAUCAAAAUUAUCCGAACAUGGAGCAAGAAUCGUUCAUGCAGUUACAGAAACAAAUGGCGUUGAUGAAUUUACAGUUGCAAGCGGCCGCUGCCAAUUCUCAAGGAGCCGAUAUGACGAGAAAACCUCCGGAAGAAUUUCUAGCUCAAUUGUACCAACAUCCGGAAUUAUCGGCUCAGAUCAAAGGUGCGAACGAAAUGUGGAAAAACCAGCCUCAAAAUUCGCUGGAUUUGUCUGCGAUGCAGUACGUUCCCGUAUCGUCGGCCGAAAUGCAACAACAUCUGCAAAUGCAGGCGCGACAAAACACCAAUUUCUUGCAGUCGCAGAUGGAGAAUUAUCUGCAGAUGUGCGGUCAAUACCAGCAACCAGUUGCGACCAUGUUGCAACAACCGCCACCGCCUCAGCAGCAGGCACAGGCACAACAGCAGUACCAAGUUCAAUCUCAGAAUCAGGUACCUACUUCGAUGGGCAAUGUGGAGGCAGGUCAGCAGUAUGGUCAAGAUGUUAUGUUAAACGCUCAGUACGAGGCUCAAAAUGCUGCUUAUCAACAACAACAGCAACAACAGCAGCAGCAGCAGCAACAACAACAAUAUGUGCAAAAUGUAGGGGGUAAUUUUGUUGAUAAUCAAACCAGGCAGCAUAGCGAACCAACUCAGAAUUUUCAGCAGUCGUAUCAGCAGCCUCAGAAUGAUGUUUUGCCCCAAACUGUGGACAAUUCGACUGGAGGGUAUCAACAGAAUGAGAAUCAAAAUGUUGAAAACGUGGCGGUAUCAACGGGAAAUGUGUACGUGCCUAUGUCUCAAGAGAUACCUCCUGCUUCUAAUGGUAAUGUCGUGAAUGUGAAUAUUGGAAUGAUUAAUCCAAAUAGAACGACGGAUGUGGUUGGCAGCGUAGCUCAAAAUGAUCAAGGCAAUCAAAUGGUAUGUCCUGAUGGAAGGUCACAGAUGAAUCAGUCAGUGGUUAUGAGCAAUGUUCCUUCUAACGUUGGGGGUCUGGUUAGCGGCGCAGAAUCAACACCAACGCCGAUGAUAUCAUCGUACGGAGAUCUGUACAUAGGAAACGAUUCGUCUCUGGCGGAUCUGGCAACUAGUCAAAUGGUGGUGGACAAUACACCCGUUCUAUCCGACGUAAGUGUUCAACAUCAUCACCAUCAACCUCAACAACAACAACAACAGCUGCAGCAAAAGCAACAGCAACAGCAUCAGGGGGUAUGCGUUAGCGGCUCGGCAGCUUGCUGUUCUUUGCCUCAGUGUGAUACGUGCCUUGGCUUGCUUCAUUCGCAACAAAAUCCGCUUCUCGCUCAAUCCACUUUUGUUAUAAAUUGUGUGCGAUCUCAGUUAGAUAGUGCUAGUCAUACCAAUAAUAGUCAGAGUGUAAACAAAACAGCCACCGGCGGCGCUGGUGCUGGUACGUUCGCGACGCCUUCGCCGUCCGCUGCGUCCGCGUUGGACACCCAACGUAAAAUAUCCGUGAUGUCGAAUCAGUCAACAAUGUCAACGGAUUCGGACUACGUUUCCGAUACGAAUAAUUUAUACUUAGAUAAUCAUAUGAUGAGGAAGUUAUCGGACACCAAUUGCUACGAACCUCCCAAUGCGGCAGAAGCGUGUAAUUUCGCUAAACCGGCGUCGUGUAAUUUAUCGUUGAAUUUAUCCGGAAUCGGAACGUGGACCAAGUUCUCCAAGGAUCAGAGUUGUCAGACACCUACGGCCUAUCCUCCCGACUGCACCGAUGCUAAGAACGAAGUGAAAUUAUCGGAUAUUCACAGACAGAUGUCGUUCGGUACCGAAUCGAAUUCCUCGUUCGACGAUCCUAAACGUAAAAUAUCGAAUAUAUCGACUAUUUCAACCUUAUCGUCGCUAUCGACCGAAUCUACCAGUACUUUUGAUACGAUUACCUUAGGUCCGGAUAACGCCAGCCAAGAUGAAUUCUACAUCGAUACGAACGCCAAGUACCCGGAUAUUACGAUUAAACCCGCUCAAGUCGAAUCGACGGGUCAAAACGAAGACGCACUGGAAUGCGUCGAUGUAAGAAAUCUAGGCGACCUGAAGGCUAAGCAACCUUUGAUGAAACGCAGAAGUAAACCAUCGGUUCCGAAGCUAAAUGUUUUGAGUGUUUUGGAAGAUGGCCAAGUCGAAUGUCAGUUAGAGGUGACUAGACAAAAAAUUGUCACGUUUGGAUUCAACCAUAACGAAAUGACAGCUGCCGAAGUGGCUGAUAAAUUGUUGGCUGAAAAGGUGGUAUCGGAGAAUCAUCUAGAUCAGUUGAUGGUUUUACUGAAUGAUCUGACUCGACAAUUGAAAGAGAAUCCUAAUCAGAUACCCGUCCUAUCUUGUAGCCCUGUGCAUAAGGCGAAGGAGGGAGGAGAAGAUAUGGGAGAUGCAGCUUUGCAAAGUGCUUCGAGUGCUGCAGAUUCUGAGCAAGAGUACGGCCAAAACGAUGCUAGUCUUGCCAAUGCUUCCAAAACUGAUCAAGCUCGUGAACAGAAACCAGCUCAAGUUUCGGCUACCGGAUCUCCGGCUCGUAAGAUCUCCAGAUUUUUGGUGAGUCCAGUCAUCGACGAUUUGAUCAAACAAAAAGUGGCCGAAUCCCAAACUUCGGGCUAUUCUCAGCAGCAGAAAGAUUCCUCAGAAGCUGAAAGAACGUCGACUGAGAUCGGCGUUAUUCCUCCAGCCACUGAAAUCGUAGCUCUCGGUGAACUUUCCAGUUCCGGCGAACCUCAAACGAGCACCUACAACGCCUCGUUGAGUGUUGGACGUCCGUUUACUUACACUCCGGGUGCCAAUGUAUCUCCCGAGGCGACUAUUUCGGGCGCUGAUCACGCUCAUUUCAAAGUUCCUCAUCAAGCUUCGUUAGAUACAUCUGGUCCUCAAACGUUACAAGACCUUCAACAAAAAUUAGCUAAAUUAACCUGUCAACCGUUCGAUCUACCGAAUCGUAGUGGUAAUUCUGCUUCGCAAACUGGUACUCCUGGUCAUCAGCCUUUGCACGAGGGUACGUUGCCUCAGAAUCUACAUCAAUCUGUACCGUCUUCGGAGAACGCAUCCGUAGUAGGGUUUUCAGAACCGGGUUUUCAGCAGUUUACUCCUCAAGCAAUGUCUCCUUGCGGUAUUCCCAGCGCAGCUGGUACUUCAAUAUCGACAAUACCUGGAGUCGAACAGCAAUUGCCUAAAGAUACCGAUGCCGGUGCACAUUUUAACGUAUCGACUGAUACUACCGCAUCUGAUGUAGAUAUUAGCCCGGGAACCGGUCACGAUAGCAAAUUACACGAGGCUCCUAGUAUCGCUCAGUCUACAUCUAGAUCACAAGUGACCACCGGUGCGACUUCGGAGCAAAGCAAAGAUGAUCAUGUUCGUGAUAAGAAGCCUUUAGAUUUGGAAAAUCUUAAACAGGAAUUGGAAAAAAUUCACGGAGGGUUCAAAAAAGAAAUUACUAAAGAUUCGUCUCGAUCUGCUCAGAACGAUAAUCAUCACUCUGAGCCUCAUAAACCGUCAACUUUGCCCGCUCCUAUUUCUCCUUCUCAAUUAGCUGCUGCAAAUUUACCUAUACAAAGGGGACGAUUUAGCGUUACAACUCAUCCUCCUUUAAAUUUAUUAAGUAUCGAUGCGGACAGAUUAGAAAAGCUGACCAGUUUAUCGAAUUAUCCUCAGGAAAUGGAAACUUUAUCUAAAAGCGAUACUCAAAUUAAAAUGUCCGAAGAUGAUGUGAAAAUUUUGCUGCAGAGGCAACAGUUAGAAUUAGCAGAACUAAAAAGACGCCACCGCGAAGAACUCGAAGCCUUAUAUCAGCUAGCUUCAGCUCCUGCGACGAUCAGCGCUCCAUCAGACGCCAAUAAUGGCCACAGCGCCACUUCAAUCGACGGCUUAGCUCCUAGAUGUAGCGUAGACGGAUACUCGACCGCUCAGCAAAGCCCCGAAGGUGGUUUACCGGAAGACGCCAUCAGGAAGAUAUCCGAUCCUGGGAUACUUACUGCGACGGUCCCUUCGUCUGCUACGUCUAAAGAAGGCAGCGGCGACCAUCAUUAUCAGCAGCCGGAUCCGAAUAAUCAAUGAUAAUAAGAAAAUUCGUAUUUUUCGGUGAUACCUUUGAUUUUUUUAGUAUAAUAUUGCGCUUAUACAUCGGUCAUUUUCGUAUUAUGUACUUUUUAUCUCUUAUAUUCAACCAUACUGAUUGUAUCGCGUAAGAAUUUCCAUUUCCGCGUUUCCUCCUUCUUCUGUUUUGAUCUAUUAUUUUUAUUAUUGUUACAUCGAAUAUUAUUAUGGCCGUGUGUUUGUCGUAGUGAUGCUGUUUAUUGUGAAAAAUGCAUCGUUGUAUUAAUGGAAUUAUUGGAAGAGAGUUUCUGCGAAGCUUUGGGAUCGAUGUACGAUGUGGUGUGCUUUUAAUCAAGCUUUGUGCGUGUGUGAGUGUGUAAUAUGUAUUUGAUUCUUACGAUGUGAUGAUUGUGAUGAUGUAGUAGUGAUGUGUUGUAUUGACUUGAUAUCGAUGUUAUGUAAAUUGUACCUGAUGAUGAUGAUGAUGAUGAUGAGUCAGAAUGUUUUAUACAUGAUCCCCUCUCCCCCGCCAAAAAAAGAAAAGGUGCAAUAUAUACUACGCUUUUUUCGUUUUAAUUUAUACGCGAAUGUGUGAUGUGAUUUAAAAACGGGGGUUUUAUAGAUGAAAUUUUAUUUACGGCUUUGAAAAAAAAAAUUAUAACGUUGACUUGGUCGAUUUUCAUUUCUUUCUAUCUCCAAGUAGAGUUUAGCUGAUUUAUGUAAUUUCGAAGGAAAAAAAAAAUCUUACUAUUUUUCAAGCCGUCUCGAGUGUAUUUAUUUAUGUAGUUCGGUAAACGAAAGAAAAAAUAUCAUUUUAUUUUUAUUUCUAUCUUCUUUUCUUUUUUUUAUAUAUCGAAAAAUUAUAAAAAAUUAUUAGUUUUAAUUUCUUACUCUUCGUUGUAUCGUGCUGUUUCAGAUAAUUAUCUGUGAUAACAAAUAUGAUAAAAAGGCGAGUUGAUCGGUAUAAAUUAGCUCGCUUGUUAAUAUAUGUACUUAAUUACUGUAAGGCAAAUUUAAUUUUUAUUUUUUUUUUCCUCCCUUCUCUGUUUCUUUUUCAUUGUUGUAUACCGUCUCACCACCUAUCAAACGAUGAUCGGCAGAUUAUUUACAUUUUUAACGUGUUGCGUGGUGCUUUCGGCGAUGUUUCAUUUUCCUUCCUGUGUGUACUUUUUUGUUUUCAUUUUCAUUUUGGUUUCGUUUGGCGUGUGUAUAAAAAUUUUUUCUUUUUUGUUUUUCGCGUCGAGCACGACGAAUUACUAUUUUACGUAUUGUAUAAAUUUUUGAAAAAAAAAAUGUUGUUUCCGUGAUAGAAAUUAUGUAAUGGGAUUCGAGGAUGAACAGUAUUGACGUAAUUUUUAUGUAUUAUUUUUAUCUCUUAACGAGAUGAUGAAAAUUGUGAUGAUUUUUUCCUCCCCCUCCCGUCAAUGCCGGUUUAUUUACCACACGCUUACGACGAUAGCAGACAAAAUAAUCAUUUUGAAAAAAAAUCAACCAUUAUGCACAAUGUUUUUACUUUUACCGUUUAAAUAGUUUCAUGAUGAAUGACGUGUGAAGUUUUUAAGUUUUUUGUUCAAGUUUGAUUAUGUAUUUAUUUAUUUUCUUUUUUUCCUCUUUUUUUUUCUUUGUAUUUUUUUCUCCUAGUUUAUGUAUUUUCAAAGUAGAAAUUCUGGUCAAGUGUACGAACGCGUGAGGUGAUAUGAGGACAGAUAUGGGUACUGGAUGCUGAAAGCGGAUCGGAUGAGAUGAUGAAAUUUGUUAAAUACUGGUAAAAAAAAAUUGAAAACUAUGUAGAUGAGUUUUUGAAAUUUUAAAGAAAAACGAUGAUGAAAUUAGUUUAUUUGAAAGAUUACGACAUUUUUUUCAUCUUGAAAAUGUUUUCUUAAGCGAAUUUUUGUAAUCUAACGAACGUAUAAUUUUAUUCUCUCUCCGGAUCCGCGUCUUCGUUGUUAAUUUUUCUAUUAUUUUGGUCGAUGAAAUGCGUAUAAGAAUUGAGAAAAUUUCGAAACUUGAGUUGAGAUUGAAUUCUGAACCAUCGCGAAGACUUGAGUAUAUUUCGUGAAUGAAAUGAUGAAUCGAUGAAUAGUACUUUGGAAACGACAACGCUUAAAAAUUGCUGUGAUGUGUAGGUAAAAAUAAUUAUGUACAUUAGGAAAGAAUUACAUUGCAUAUAGUACGUAUUAUUUCGAGAGAAAACUCGUACAGAUACUAGUUUCGUAAUAUUGUAUUUUUAUAACGCGACGACGAUGUAUUUGUAAUUUUUUUACGAUUCGUUUAUUGUAGUUGAGUGCUUGUUGUUCUUACUCGUCGAUAGAGAGAUACCUACGUAAGAUAAUAUUAGAAGAAAAUCAAAACCUACGAAAAAUGUCAGCUUAUACGCAUUGUUUUAUGUAGUUGGAAAAUGAAAUCUAUGUAUUUUUGUGGAAAUUGUAUAAUAUUUCGAUGAACCUGUUGCGAGUAAACGAUUCGGGCAAAUGGUUGCUAGAGUUUUGAAAAAUUAUGGUGCUUUAAUAAUGUGUUUUUAGUUGCGAGAGAGUACGAGAUACCUAUUGUUGUGGCAAAAAAGAGUUAUAUAGCGAAAUUUGUAUGUGGUCGAUUGAUCGUCUCGUGUUGUUAAUUUAAUAGCGAUUCGUGUUUGUGUAUUGUUUUAUUAUUUAUUAUUUUUUAAAAUGUAUGAAUUUUUUUCCUCCUUAUUAUUUUCUUUUUUUUCACAAAGCAUUCUAGUCUUUUUGACAUACAUAUUAACCAUGGUCUGGAAAUUUCCGUAUGUUAGCUGUACCAACUGUACUUUCUAUUAUGAUAUGUAAUAAUCGUGCCCAAAUAUUCGUAUUUUAAACGUUCAGUAAUUUCCAUAAUAUACUUAGAUCAAUAUACAUUUUUAACUAUC